UCUAACUUGCUACUAUUACAACUGUUUUAAAAGUAACUAAUAAAUCUCAAAUAAAUUAUUUGUUAUAGGAGUAAAGUAAUUUAAGGGAAGUAUUUGCCACAAGUAUGUCAAGUGAACUCAAGGGUAAAGUAUCCGACAGUGAAACAGAAACAGUCGAUUUACCCGAUACCCCGUCUCGUCGAACAGGCAGAACUAGACAAAAACCGAAAAAAUACAACGAUUUUUUUGAAUUGUCACCCUCUAAACGGAAACCCCGUAGAGUGAGUACUUCUAGUGAAGAAGACGAGAUUAUCGACGACUCUUGUCCGCAGAAACCCAGAGCACUGUUUAGUGAUGAUGAUGUGGAGGGUCAAGAUAUAUUCAAAUUUAAGGGUCGUCACACAAAGCAUGAUCUACAGAAUGCAGUGAGAUCAGCAAUGAUGAAUUCACCCAAAGUAAUACUCACACGUUUGAAAACUCCUAAAAAAGUAAUAAAUUUGCAUAGCCCAAUUAGAAAAGCAGCAGGUACUCCAAGACAUGUUAGGGAAGUAAUAAAAAAAAGAAUCAUUCAGGAAGUAGACAGUGAUAGUUCUGGUGAUUUUUCUGGAAGCAGCAGUGAUUUUGUUCCAGAUGAGAGUGAAAAUGAGGAGCAAUCUGAUUCUUCAUCAUCAUCAUCAACAUCAGUAGAAGAUGAGAAACCUCAGAGGAAAGAUUCAGUUAAAACACAAAUCACCAGAAACAGGAACAAUAAAAUGAAAAUUAAGGAUUCAGAAUACAUUGUAAAACCUGACAACUAUUUUAUGAUGAAUUCUAGUAAAAAAAUAGCCACAUCAGAUCACACUCUUGCUAGAUUGAAAAACAUGAAUAUUCAAGAUAAUUCUCCAGAUACUGUACAUAUAUCAACAGAACACAGGAAAAAAAUAGCAGAGCUCAACUAUAACCAUCGACAGCUCUUUGACAGAUGGCUGUAUGAACUGAGUGAAAACUUUAGUAUUAUUUUAUACGGCAUAGGAUCGAAACGAACUUUGCUCCAACAGUUUCAAACUGAGAAGUUAAACAAGUUUCCGUGUAUAAUGGUAAAUGGAUUCUUUCCGAGUCUCACCAUUAAGGAUAUCCUAGAAAGCAUCGUCGUAGAUCUGCUAGGGAAUACAACUGUACCGUCCAAUAUUGGCAGUGUUGUAAAAUUGAUUGACAGUCAGCUGUCAGAAAAUAGCGUGGACUUAUUUCUGAUAGUAAACAACAUCGAUGGGCCUAUGUUAAGAAAUUCUAAAUCACAAGUUACUUUGGCUAGUCUAUCUCAGAUAAAGAAUGUGCACACCAUUGCAACGAUAGAUCAUAUUAAUGCCCCGUUAUUAUGGGACUAUUCUAAAUUGAGUAAAUACAACUUUUCAUGGUGGGAUGUAACUUCGUUUGUUCCUUAUACUGAAGAAACUUCCUUCGAGAAUUCUAUAAUGACACACAAAAGUGGCGCCCUACAAUUAUCAUCACUCAGGAGCGUUUAUCAGUCACUAACAUCGAAUUCAAAAGGGAUUUUCACUAUCCUUAUUGAACAUCAAUUAGCAAAUCAAAAGCAAGCCCAUUAUCAAGGACUACCAUUUAAGGAUCUCUAUUCAAAAUGCCGCGAACAAUUUUUGGUCAGCUCUGACUUAGCUCUCAGAGCACAGUUGACAGAAUUCUUAGACCACAAACUCGUUAAAAUGAAGAGAACUCUUGACGGCAGUGAAAACUUAAUGAUACCGAUCAAUAAUGCAUUGUUACAACAGUUUUUAGAGCAGCAAACAAGUUAACGGUUCGACUGAUGUACAUAACUGCAUGCAAGCAUGAGUUUUAAUUUAUUAAAUAUUU
Molecule: messenger RNA, 1824 nt
Organism: Bombyx mandarina (wild silkworm)
Lineage: Eukaryota; Metazoa; Arthropoda; Insecta; Lepidoptera; Bombycidae
Gene: Orc2
Product: origin recognition complex subunit 2
Biological process (GO): DNA replication
Cellular component (GO): nuclear origin of replication recognition complex; nucleus
Molecular function (GO): DNA replication origin binding
Source: RefSeq, a predicted model, not a curated record